ACAUCGUCUAUUUAUUACUCUAUUAGUUGGCAUUACUAUAUCAUUAAAUUCAUUCACAUAAUUAUAGUAAACUUUGAAAAUGUCUUUGUUUCUCAAAUUUGUGUUUGGAAUUAUUUUGCUGACCGUUUUUGUGAAGGGGCACGAAAAAGUCGUAGUCUGCUACUACGGCACGUGGGCCACCUACCGCUCCGGAGACGGCAAGUUCUCCGUGUCUGACAUCAAUGCGUCGCUAUGCACCCAUCUCGCUUACACCUUCGUCGGGAUCAAGAGUGAUGGGACGGUGGUCUCGCUCGAUCCGUAUCUCGAUCUGGCUGAUAACUAUGGAUUAGAUAAUUUUAACAAAUUCAACGCAUUGAAGCAACAGAACACCAAGUUGAAAACUAUUCUCGCCGUCGGCGGUUGGAAUGAGGGAUCUGCAAAAUAUUCUACGAUGGCAGCCUCUGCCACCCUACGCAAGACCUUCAUCACCACUGCCAGAGAUAUGCUUCUGAACUACGGAUUCGACGGCUUAGACAUAGACUGGGAGUACCCAAACCAACGUGAUACAACUCAGGGGUCUGCUGAUGUGGAAAACUUUUCUUUGUUACUAAAAGAGUUGAGGGAAGAAUUCGAUAAACAUGGAUUGUUGAUUACUGUAGCAGUCGCGGCUGUGAAGCAGAGUGCAUCGCUGUCCUACGAUAUUCCUACAAUAUCAAAGUACGUGGACCUUAUAAACAUCAUGACAUAUGACAUGUACGGCGCAUGGGAUUCUGCCACCGGACACAACGCACCCCUUCACGAAGACAAGGAUAGAAUUAAUGCUGUCGAUGCCGCCUUGAAGUAUUGGCUAACACAAGGAUGCCCCCCAGAGAAGCUUGUCCUGGGCUUACCCCUCUACGGCAGAACCUUUACCUUAACCGAUGGUAAUGUCAUUGGGGUAGGUGCUCCAGCAAGCGGCGCUGGUUUAGCUGGACAAUAUACUGCUACAAAUGGCUUCAUAGGGUACAACGAGUUUUGCAACAAACUAAAAACGGAAACCUGGAACGUCCAAUACGAUUCCACAGCUGAAGUACCGUAUGCAGUCCAAGGCAGAAACUGGGUAUCCUACGAUGACCCUAAUUCCUUGGCCAAAAAGGUCGAAUAUGCCAUGAAUCUUGGCAUCGCCGGUGUCAUGGUCUGGAGUAUCGAAACUGAUGACUUUCACGGAAAAUGUGGAGAGGAUUUUGCUUUACUAAGGGCUAUUAAUAAUGCCUUAGCGGGAAGUGCUUCCACUCCAACUACUACAUCAAUUACUCCUAGUACCACAAUCUCUACAACCUCGUCUACUACUACUAAGUCUAGUACUACAGCCUUUACUAACCCUUCUACUACUACUAGUUCUACUCCUAGUACUACAGUUUUUACAUCUAAAGCGCCUACAAGCACUACGUCUAGUCCUACAACGACAUCUACUCAACAAAUUACGACAACCACAGUAUCAGCAACGCCUGCAUUGUGCACUCAAGAAGGUCCAAUAGCCAAUCCCGACGACUGCUCCACCUUCUUCAUCUGUGUUAUGGGAGGCUACGGCCUGGAAACUAGACUGAUGGAGUGUCCUGAUAACCUAGUGUGGGAUGACACUAAUAAAUACUGCAAUCAUAAGUAGGUACCUUGUUAAAUGUUAAGCUUGAAAAAAAGGUGCAUUGGGAUAACUUUGGAUUCAGGUUCAUUGACAGAAGCAAAAUAAUUUUGAAAAUCCAAUCCAAUCAAAUUACCCAGACGAUAAUUGCUGCACCAGAAAGUGCUUCUAGUUUAGUUAAUAUCUGCAAUUUCCCAAAUUAAUCCCAAUGACAUAUAUCUAAGGACAGGCCUUACGGGCACUAAGAAUGGUGCUAGUUUAGUGGUGCCACUCAC
Messenger RNA from Cydia pomonella (codling moth), 1872 nucleotides. Its product is annotated as probable chitinase 2. Gene Ontology annotation, cellular component: extracellular region. The transcript has 8 exons. Gene Ontology annotation, molecular function: chitin binding; chitinase activity. The record is from RefSeq and is a predicted model, not a curated record. Lineage: Eukaryota; Metazoa; Arthropoda; Insecta; Lepidoptera; Tortricidae. Bases 80 to 1624 code for a protein of 514 amino acids. Gene Ontology annotation, biological process: carbohydrate metabolic process; chitin catabolic process.